This is a messenger RNA of Acanthopagrus latus (yellowfin seabream), 2673 nucleotides long. It is a transcript of the gene slc39a13, whose product is annotated as solute carrier family 39 member 13. Bases 601 to 1749 code for a protein of 382 amino acids. The transcript is spliced from 10 exons. NCBI's taxonomy places the organism in Eukaryota, Metazoa, Chordata, Actinopteri, Spariformes, Sparidae. Gene Ontology annotation, cellular component: membrane. Gene Ontology annotation, molecular function: zinc ion transmembrane transporter activity. The record is from RefSeq and is a predicted model, not a curated record. Gene Ontology annotation, biological process: intracellular zinc ion homeostasis; zinc ion transmembrane transport.
ACUUAAAAGAAUAAGACUGUAAUUGAUUUCCCUGAAACUUCCCUAUAAAUUUCCAUGUUCCUGAUGCCAUCUUCUAUCUGAGCCUUGAUACUGUGAUUUCCAGUUCAACUAUAUAUUGGAUCCUGUAUGUGUUAAAAUGUGGAAAUCAACCACUUUAUCGUCAGCUAAUGUUCGAGCGUGUUAAAACAUUCGGUUGAUGAUCUCCACCGUUUUAACUACAAGAGGCCUACAUCAAAACAUCUCCUUUAAGUGGAAAAAAACUUCCAGAGUCCUUAGUGCAAAAAAGACCCCUUAAGUUACUUCCUGAUAUUUUUGGUGGGGCGGGAUCCAUGUGUCGGCUCUCCUCUCCUGUUUAUUUUCCUCCCCUCCAGGAUCCUGAUACGUGGCUGUUUGGGGGAAGCCAUGGUGACCGACAGCCACUUCUGUGCUGCAGCCUGCAGCUAGCGGGUCUCUUCCCUCAGCAGCUGGGCGACUGAUCCCACACAGCGGCGCAAGCCUGCCUCCAUCAAAGUCGGCCUGGAUGGCAGGGACACACUGGUGCAAAGACUGCCGAAACCACAAGCAUUACUGGUUGCAAGGGCUUUUUGGACCGUGGGACGGAUGAAAGGUGGAAGCUGUUGGAAGCCCAGCUGGGCUCUAGCUGCUCUGUUUAUCCCAGUUACCCUGCUGAUGCUGACCCUCAGGGGGGCAUCAAGCAGCCAGAAGAUGGCACAAACAUCGAUGGCUCAUGCAACAGCUAGGGCUGCAGGACCAGGCCCCAGCCUGACAGAUGACCUCCCAGGCCUCCAGACAGUAGCAGCCUUCUUAGCCAGCGAACAUGCUCACGUUUGGUUCCUGUCCCUGGUGGGCUCUGUCGCCGUAGGUCUCAGUGGGAUUUUCCCCCUGCUUGUCAUUCCCAUCGAAGCUGGAGCAGCCCUCAAAACUGAAGAUGGGAGCCAGAAGCUGAAGCAGCUCUUGAGCUUUGCUAUUGGUGGUCUCCUUGGUGAUGUUUUCCUUCACCUCCUUCCUGAGGCAUGGGCAGUCUCUGGCUCUGCAGCAGGUAAACAACGCCACUACAUGACCCAGGGCCUGUGGGUAAUUGUUGGCCUUUUGGCUUUCCUUCUCCUGGAGAAGAUGUUCCCUGACCAAGGCAGCCAGGAGGAUCCCACCCCUGAAGCAGACCUGAAUUUUAAUUCUGCUAUGCAGUCUAAUUCAGUCUUCAGUGCAAAGGCAGUGGCAUCACUCACAAAUGGGCACCAUGCUGAGUCAUGGAGAUCCUCCAAGCAACAGUCUCUGCCAGAGAGAUCAGAGAAAAUCAAGACUAGUGGAUACUUAAACCUACUGGCCAACUGCAUCGACAACUUCACCCAUGGACUGGCAGUAGCUGGGAGUUUCAUGGUUAGCAAAAAGGUUGGCUUCCUCACCACCUUUGCCAUCCUGCUCCAUGAAAUCCCUCACGAGGUGGGAGACUUUGCCAUUCUGCUGAGGGCCGGGUUUGACCGUUGGAGUGCUGCUCGCAUGCAGCUGUCCACGGCCCUGGUCGGGAUCUUGGGAGCUUCCUUUGCUAUGUGCGCUCAAUCACCACAAGGCACAGAAAACGCCACUUCCUGGAUACUGCCCUUUACCUCUGGAGGCUUCCUCUACAUAGCCUUGGUAAAUGUGCUGCCUGACCUGUUGGAGGAGUCCAGUUUAAGGCAGUCCCUCUUGCAGAUCCUGCUCAUUUUCUCCGGCGUAGCUGUCAUGGCUCUGCUCUCUGCCAUCAUUGACUGAAGAUGGAGGAAACUUUCUCCUUCUCGCUUUACCAAACACUAAAACUCAGCAGUGAAGGGAAAUCCUGUUCUCCACCAAACCCCUCGUACCUGCACUCUCUUACAGAAAAAUUAAUCUUGAUGAAAAGAUCAAACCUCUUCGAUUCAUCAUCAUGUCACACUAAAACAAAUAUCUGACAGAAGAACGGCACUUUAUGGAUGAAUGAAUGAAAGGAAGAUCUGCUGACAGGACAUUUCUGUGGACACUUAAGUGUGCCAGACUUAAAUUGGGAGGGAUCUCAGAGGGUUUGUAUUCAUUCUGUUACCAAAUUGUCUUAAAUUGUUGAUCGAACAAUCAUGUUGUUUUGCACAUACAUUUACACAGAUACACCUGAUGUACCUGCUAAACACAACUGGUAUUAUUGGACCUCGACACGGACCUACUUCUUUAAAAUAUAUUCAACCUUAAAUAGUUUGGACAUUGUAUGUUUUGUUUUGGAUCUUCUGUUUCUGAUGUAGCUGCUGCAUAUUUAUUGAAAUGAGAUGAGCAACAAACAGCUUUAUCAGACAAUCAUUACCACGCCAUCAUUUUGUCUAGUUAAGAAAUAAGUGCCAAGAAGUCAUAAUCGUCUUUUACACGAGUGUCAGGUCCACACCAAAGUAAAAUCUGUUUUUUCCUUCUGUCUUUCUCUCACAGUACAAGUUGGUGCUCAUGCAAAAUUUAACUACAUGAUUUGAGAGAAAAAGAUUGGUACUGUUUGUUAAUAAUUUGUUUAGACAUAUACUUGUUGCCAAUAAUUUUGUCUAUAUAGGGGUGGAUAAGAGAAGAAAGUUUUUAUGCAGAAUUCUCUAUUUCAGUAUUGUUGAUACACCUCUUGGUGACGGUUUCCACCCCCUAAAGAAAUAAAAAUUAACUAUAUUUAAAAAAAAAAAAAAGAAAAGCUCA